AUGCCCGUAGCAGCCGGUUUUGGUGCCUUGCAACAACAAAUAAAUGCGAAUCACUUACAAGUGAUGGCUCUUCUUGGACAGAUGCAAGUCCAGAUUGGACAGAUGCAAGUCCAGAUUGGACAGGUGCAAGGUCAGAUUGCACAGAUACAGGACGAGCAACAGCUCUUACCGAUGAGGCUGUAUAAUGCCUCCACCUCUGAUACUGCACCGCUUCGCUACCCGGCCGGGUUGCCUCAAGGCCAUCCACUUCCGCACACUCGUCGGGAUCUUUUCGAGCUGACUGGCAACCAAUGCCAGGCUGUUUGUGCUCUGCUCGGGCUCCCAGCAUUGCCGCCCGGUGCCAUUGUUACGCAACCUGGUAGGGGUUUUUCUUGUUUAGCGGUGCGCCGCUAUCGUGAACGCAAGCGUUCCCAGCAGAUUAAGACCUCUGCGAAGCAAGAGGUUUCGCGGCGGUCGAAUCCAGAACGUUCCGAAUGCAGGGAUCUGGUCCGGAACGGCACGUGCCAAAAUGUUCCGGAACAAUGCCAAGCGGCUGUCCACAAGCCACUUCACAACGGAGACAGAUUAGCAACAAGCAAUAGCACAACUCUACCGGAGAGCAUAGCUUCCAGCAACAGGCAACACCAUCAACGGAGAACGAAUAACGGACAACUACAAGCCGGUUCUACGCGAAUCACUUUCUCAGACACGGUAGCAGUAGCGAGCAGCAUCAACAGCGUUACGUUUCAACCAUGGAUUCUGCCAGCAAGUUGUUUCACGUUUACGACGAACAAAGGCAACGAUGGAGUCAAGGCGGAGAUCGAGGGGAAUCUCAGCCGCGUCGAAAAGAAUCUUGAAUCGAAGAUCGAAGACCUUAGAGCAGAAGUCCAAGACCUUGGAGCAGAAGUCCAAGACCUUGGAGCAGAAGUCCAAGCCUGCCAGUCGAUGAUCCUGCAAACCGCACAUCACACUAUGAAAGCACUUGAUGGAAACAAAAAGCCGAUGAGGGAGUGGCUCCACAAGCUUGAGCGUUGCAAGCAGUCUGGUGGUCUAAAGGCCAGUAAUUCUCUCUAUUUAUAG
Morchella importuna is the source of this 1059-nucleotide messenger RNA. RefSeq lists its product as uncharacterized. Bases 1 to 1059 code for a protein of 352 amino acids. The record is from RefSeq and is a predicted model, not a curated record. The transcript is spliced from 14 exons. Lineage: Eukaryota; Fungi; Ascomycota; Pezizomycetes; Pezizales; Morchellaceae.